AUGGAGUUGACCUGCAAAGUUUGGACUCUGGGGUUGAUGUCUGUGCUCGGGAUGGUUCUAUUCGUCCCGCCGGGCUUCACCCUUCCCCUUGCUGGAGACUCCGAUUUGGACAACCCUGAAGAAGGAGAAAAUCAGACCAACUUUAAUAUAGUCUGUGGCAAAUCUCCCAACUCUAACCGGAUCGUCGGGGGUGAGGAUGCCAAGGAUGGAGAAUGGCCCUGGCAGAUCAGCCUCUUUUUGGGAGAGUCUCACCACUGUGGAGGGAGCCUGCUCACCACAACCUGGGUUCUCACCGCCGCCCACUGCGUAUUCCAACAGGAGCCAUCCAGUUACUCUGUAAUCUUGGGAACAAACACCUUGGAUCCCAUCAGCACUGAUGGCGUCACCCGCGGUGUGAAACAGAUCGUGGUGCACCCAGGCUACGCGGGCAACAUCGAAGACAGCAGCGAUGUCGCUCUUUUGGAGCUCUCGGAACCAGUGUCCUUCACGGAGAAGAUUCAGCCCAUCUGCAUCGUGGAUGCCUCUUCCCGGCCCGCUUCUGGCACACCCUGCUGGGCUUCUGGCUGGGGAAGGCCAGAAGUGGGAGGUAUGCUGCCUCCUCCCGUGGCCCUCCAGAAGCUCCAAGUGCCUCUGAUCCACCGUGAGGACUGUGACAAUCUCUACCAUCAGACCGAUCAGCCUUCUCCCACCAACCCCUCGCGGGACAGCAAAGAGCUUCCCGAGGGUCCCAUCAUCUUGGAGGGCAUGAUCUGUGCCGGCUAUCCAGACGGCCAGCGGGACGUCUGCAAUGGUGACUCUGGGGGCCCUCUUUCCUGCCCAGUGGAUGGACGCUGGGAACUGACCGGCGUGGUAAGCUGGGGGGUGGACUGCGGCUCCCCCAACCACCCUGGAGUCUACGCCGACGUGGCCACUUACUCCUCCUGGAUUGUCGAGAAUAUUCCUCAAGGGAACGGAAACUAA
This is a messenger RNA of Ornithorhynchus anatinus (platypus), 960 nucleotides long. Its product is annotated as serine protease 33-like. The transcript has 6 exons. The record is from RefSeq and is a predicted model, not a curated record. The coding region runs from base 1 to 960 and encodes 319 amino acids. Gene Ontology annotation, molecular function: serine-type endopeptidase activity. Lineage: Eukaryota; Metazoa; Chordata; Mammalia; Monotremata; Ornithorhynchidae. Gene Ontology annotation, biological process: proteolysis.